GUUGGAAAAAACCUUAAGAAUUUGAAAAAAAACAUUUUUAAUUAAAAUGAAUCAAGUUCAUAACACCUCUUCAUCUUCUAAGGAAACUAUUAAGGAUAUAAAAGGACUACUGAAGAUACUUAUUUUUAUAGCUAUUUCAGUUUCAUCUAUUCUUCCUAGACUAUUUUCAGUUUUGAAAUAUGAAUCUAUUAUUCAUGAAUUCGAUCCAUGGUUUAAUUUCAGAGCUACGAAAUAUAUUAUUUCAUCUUCUUUAGAUGAAUUUUGGAAUUGGUUUGAUGAUCGAACAUGGUAUCCACUUGGCCGUGUAGCAGGUGGAACUUUAUAUCCAGGAUUGAUGGUAACAUCAUACAUUAUAUACUCAAUAUUUCAUUUUUUUAAUUAUCCUAUCGAUAUUCGUAACAUAUGUGUUUUUUUUGCACCAGUAUUCUCUAGUUUAACGGCAAUUGCAACAUACUUUUUUACAAAAGAUUUAAAAGAUGAACAAUCUGGACUUUUAGCAGCUGCAUUAAUUGCUAUCGUACCGGGAUACAUUUCAAGAUCUGUUUCAGGAAGCUAUGACAAUGAAGCGAUUGCCAUUACUCUUCUUAUGACAACAUUUUGUUUAUGGAACAAAGCUAUAAAGACGGGAAGUUCUUUUUUUGGUGCAUUGACAGCUUUUUUUUAUUUUUAUAUGGCUGCAGCUUGGGGUGGUUACGCUUUCAUUAUAAACAUGAUUCCUUUGCAUUGCUUUUGUCUUAUUUUGAUGGGCCGUUACUCAUCGAAGAUAUAUAUAGCAUACUCUAGCUUUUAUACUUUAGGCACACUAAUGUCAAUGCAAAUUCCAUUCAUUGGGUUUCAACCAAUUCGUACAAAUGAGCAUAUGAGCGCUCUUGGUAUUUUUGGUUUAAUACAACUUAUUGCUUUUACAAACUUUAUACGAUCUCAUAUUUCUGGCAAGAAAUUUCAUGAUCUUCUCAAAUACAGUGUAUUUUUUUUGUUUUUAAUCUCUUUUCUUUUGUUAAUUAUAUUAACGAUGAUGGGAACUAUUUCUCCAUGGACAGGUCGUUUUUAUUCUUUAUGGAACUCUGAAUAUGCAAAAAUUCACAUUCCUAUCAUUACCUCUGUUUCAGAACAUCAACCUACUUCUUGGUCAUAUUUUUAUUUCGAUUUUUCAUUAUUAAUAUGGCUAUUUCCUGCUGGUGUUUUUUUUUAUUUUCAGAAAUUAGAAAAUGAACAUAUUUUUGCUAUAAUUUACAGUAUUAUGGCCAGUUAUUUUUCGGGAGUAAUGGUUCGUCUUAUAUUAGUAUUAGCACCUAUUGUAUGUGUAUCGUCUGCGCUUAGUUUAUCAUCCUUGUUGGACAAAUAUUUAGUAUUUCCAGAAAUUUGGUCUAGAAUAGUAUCUGGUUCGUUUAGAGCAAAAUCAGAUACACCUAUUUCAAAAGUAGUUCAUGAAAAGGCACAGAAAUCUCUAGAAAAACGAAAAUACUAUUCAUCUAGUGCAUUUAAAGCAUCAAAAGAUAUGUCCAAUAAAUUUAUUAAAUCAUGGAUUCCAAGGGUUUUAUUAAUAGUUAUACUUUUUUAUUAUUUAGUAAUCUUUGUCAAUCACUGCACAUGGGUUACAUUUAAUGCAUAUUCAUCACCGUCUGUGGUUUUAUCAGGAUUGACACCACAGGGAAAGGAUUACAUUAUUGAUGAUUAUCGGGAAGCAUAUUAUUGGUUAAGGCAAAAUACACCAUAUGAUGUAAAAGUAAUGAGUUGGUGGGACUAUGGUUAUCAAAUCACUGGCAUAGCAGAUAGAAUUACCAUAGUUGAUAAUAACACAUGGAAUAAUACUCAUAUAGCGACAGUAGGCAAAGUAAUGGCUAGUUCUGAAGAGGUUUCAUAUCCAAUUUUAAGAAAACAUGAAGUAGAUUAUCUUCUUGUUAUUUUUGGAGGAUUGUUAGGUUAUUCAGGAGAUGAUAUAAAUAAGUUUCUUUGGAUGAUUAAAAUUGCAGAAGGUAUCUGGCCAAACGAAGUAAAUGAAGAAAAUUUUUAUUCCAAUUACUAUGGAUAUCGAGUCGACGAGAAUGCAACUCCUGCUAUGAAGGAAAGUCUUUUAUAUAAAAUGUGUUAUUACAACUUUAAUAAAAUGUACGGUAAAGACCGUUCAUAUGAUCUAGUAAGACAACAAAGUAUACCAUCAGAUGAUAUUUCAUUAAGUAUAUUGGAGGAAGCUUUUACUACUGAAAAUUGGCUUGUUCGAAUCUAUAAAGUUAAAAGUCCUGAUAAUUUAGGAAGAAAUUUUUUCGCUAAAGAAACACAAUGGAACCGAAAUACUGACGAAAUUCACAAAACAUUAAGAAUUGAUUGAUUUCAAUAUUCAUAAAAUACUUUUUUUUUUACUGAAAAUUUUAUAU
Messenger RNA from Pneumocystis carinii B80, 2375 nucleotides. RefSeq lists its product as hypothetical. Lineage: Eukaryota; Fungi; Ascomycota; Pneumocystomycetes; Pneumocystales; Pneumocystaceae. The coding region runs from base 47 to 2329 and encodes 760 amino acids. Gene Ontology annotation, molecular function: dolichyl-diphosphooligosaccharide-protein glycotransferase activity. The transcript has 13 exons. The record is from RefSeq and is a predicted model, not a curated record. Gene Ontology annotation, biological process: post-translational protein modification. Gene Ontology annotation, cellular component: membrane.